UCCAUUUUAUAAAAAAGAAUUAAAACAAAACCCAUACAUUUAUUUUACUUUCAGAACUCUCCAAACCCAAAAAGGGAAAAAAAAAAAUGUCCCAACCGAAAAACAAUGUUCAAGUUCAAAUACAUCCCAGGAAAUUUGGUUCUUCAACGACCAUAAAAAAGAUUAGCAUUGAAACGAUGCCUAGCAAGUUAAGGAAGGCAAUUGGUGCAGUGAAAGACCAAACAAGCAUUAGUCUUGCAAAAGUUAAUAACACAUCAAAAUCAAAUCUUGAAGUUGUUAUUCUAAAAGCUACAAGACAUGAUGAAGUUCCUAUUGAAGAACGUUAUGUUAAAGAAAUUCUUAACCUAAUUUCUUCAAGCAAAGCUCAUGCUGGUUCUUGUGCUCAAAUAAUCGGUAGGCGAAUCGGUAAAACUAGGAAUUGGAUUGUAGCCCUUAAAUCGUUAAUGCUUGUUCUUCGAAUUUUUCAAGCUGGUGAUCCUCAUUUUCCUAAAGAAGUACUCCAUGCAAUGAAACGUGGAACAAAGAUCUUAAAUCUUUCUACAUUUAGAGAUGACUCGAAUUCGAGUCCUUGGGACUAUACCGCCUUUGUUAGGACAUUUGCUCUAUAUCUUGAUGAGCGAUUAGAUUGCUUUCUUACAGGGAAGCUUCAGAGAAGUUUUAGUAAAAAAGAAACACGAAAUGGGCAUCAUGGAAACCGGAGUGGCAAUGAGCCAGUAUGCGAAAUGAAACCUGCAAUAUUGCUUGAUAAAAUUUGCUUUUGGCAGAAAUUGCUUGAUAGGGCUAUUUCUACUAGACCAACAGGUGCAGCCAAGACUAAUAAAUUGGUUCUUGUUUCUUUAUACGCCGUAGUUCAAGAAAGUUUUGAUCUUUAUAGAGAUAUAUCCGAUGGUCUUGCUCUUCUUCUAGAUAGUUUCUUUCACUUACAAUAUCAAUCUUGUGUUAAUGCCUUCCAAUCUUGUGUUAAGGCGUCGAAACAAUUCGAAGAGCUUUCCUCUUUUUACAACUUCUGUAAAAGCCUUGGCGUUGGAAGAACUUCAGAGUAUCCAAGUGUACAAAAAAUAUCAGAGGAACUUAUAGAAACAUUACAAGAAUUCUUGAAAGAUCAAGCUUCUUUCCCUACUCAUUCAAGAUCACCACCACAUCUACUCCUUCCGGCCCAAAGUUCUUUGAGUUCCGACGACGAUAAGUUUCAAUUAUCAGAAGAUCAUGUGGGCAUACAAGAAAGGGGAAUUAGCCCUUCUAUUUUUAUGGAACGAAGCUUAGAGCAAUUUGAUAAACAAUCUGAUAUCGAUAGCGCUAGUGAUUCCGGCUCAAACAAAUCAUUGCCAGUUGAUCAAGGAACAAUAAGUGCAACAAAUAGUGGAUUAGAUUUGGUUUCUUUAGAAGAUUGGCCACCAGAAGAUUUUAAGCAAGAACAAGAACAAGGGCAAGAAAAUACAGGAUGGGAGAUUGUAUUAGCAGAGUCUGCAACUAUCACACCAACAAAUACAACCAAUCAAUUUGAGGUUUUUUCUUCCUUUGAAGAUUCGUUUGAAGUGACAAAUAAUGCAUUUGAUCAACAUUCAAUAAUGACUAGUAGUUUCUUCGGCCAAUCUAGUCCAGAAUUGCUUGCAGAGUCUCAAGAUCACCAUUAUAAUCCGUUCCUACAUGAAUCUUUCGAGACACCGAUAAUUGAUACUUUUACUACUCCUGCUGUUGCUGCUACUACAAGUAAUGAGCAAUUAAUGUUUCCAAUUGAUGGUUUGAUUCCAAUUAGUCCUACAUUUCGGGCGACACCAACGUUUAGUGCGCAAGAUCCUGAAGGUGCAUUGGCAUUAAAUAAUACUGAUGAAGAUGAUCCCUUUGGACCGUACCCUAUAACAGUGGAUGAUAAUGGCUGUGAUCAACAAAUGUUGUUGCAUGAACAGCAAUUGUGGUUGCAACACCAGGACAAUAUAAUUGCUAAGAAUAUGAGUUGAUUUUUUAAUCAAAAUUGUUAUGUAGUUCAUUCACUAUUUAGUUAACAUCAUGAGGAAACUUAUAGCAUCACUUGACUAUCGCAUACUAAGGGGGAAAAGAAAAAGGUUAUUUGAUUAGGUAAGUUUUUUUCUUACUUGGCUAGCAUCAUAGCAGUAAUUAAUCACAAUACUUAUGUAAAAAACUUAUUGUAUAUAAUUUUUAUUUUAUUUUUUCUUUUGUUUGAUGUUAUGUAUAUUGAUAGCCUCCAAAAAUUAGAGAGACUUUUGGGAGCUAAUGUUGUAUUUUAGGGUUAGAUCCCUUUGAUUUAACGUAAAUAUUAUUUAUAU
This is a messenger RNA of Jatropha curcas, 2285 nucleotides long. RefSeq names its product ENTH/ANTH/VHS superfamily protein. NCBI's taxonomy places the organism in Eukaryota, Viridiplantae, Streptophyta, Magnoliopsida, Malpighiales, Euphorbiaceae. Gene Ontology annotation, cellular component: clathrin-coated vesicle; clathrin-coated pit. Gene Ontology annotation, biological process: clathrin-dependent endocytosis; clathrin coat assembly; vesicle budding from membrane. Gene Ontology annotation, molecular function: 1-phosphatidylinositol binding; SNARE binding; phosphatidylinositol-4,5-bisphosphate binding. The record is from RefSeq and is a predicted model, not a curated record.